AUGCUGCCUGGCAAUGUCACAAGCAAAACAAAAGCCUGCCAGGGCUCCCCUGUUGUCGACAGCGGUCCUGCACAAGUUGCUGACUUUUUUCCGAUCAAAAUAAUAAAAUCUGCCAACGAAGAGCAGCCUCCGUGCCCAAACCCCCCGAAAUUAUUUCUAUAUUACUAG
This is a messenger RNA of Chondrus crispus (carragheen), 168 nucleotides long. RefSeq lists its product as hypothetical. Bases 1 to 168 code for a protein of 55 amino acids. The record is from RefSeq and is a predicted model, not a curated record. The transcript has a single exon. NCBI's taxonomy places the organism in Eukaryota, Rhodophyta, Florideophyceae, Gigartinales, Gigartinaceae.